Molecule: messenger RNA, 1537 nt
Organism: Silurus meridionalis
Lineage: Eukaryota; Metazoa; Chordata; Actinopteri; Siluriformes; Siluridae
Gene: apobec2b
Product: apolipoprotein B mRNA editing enzyme, catalytic polypeptide-like 2b
Exons: 3
Coding region: 386-1180 (264 amino acids)
Biological process (GO): cytidine to uridine editing
Cellular component (GO): cytoplasm; nucleus
Molecular function (GO): cytidine deaminase activity; RNA binding
Source: RefSeq, a predicted model, not a curated record
AAUGGUGAAGUCAAACACAGAUGUCAUAUUUGAUAAAAGUAUACCCUAAAUAAAAAAAACCUUGUCUUUGAAAAAGAAAGACAAGCCUGGAAAUGACACCUGUUCACAGAAAUAAUGCCACUGGUUCUGGUCCCAUUGACAUGCAGGGUUCAAAAUAACAGAAUGUAUGCAGACCUGCCCCCCUGUAUUAUCCUAGGUUCUUUUUAUAGCAUGUGAACAGCAGAAAGCAGCUGCCCCCCUAUUUGCCAGUGCCAUUCACCACCUCUAUAUUCUCUGUACUCAUCUCUGCACUCUUACACACAGACUUCAGUCCCUAGCUCUGUUCCUGGCCAACUGGCACUUUAAUUGCAUUAGUUUAUUUUUCACACUCAGCUAAAGCUCAACCAUGGCAGACAAAAAGGCUACCAGCAAGGCAAGUGUGGUAAAAAAGAAAGAAAACAGUGUCGAGAGCAAGGCUGAAAAAGAGAUAAAGAAAAAAUUGGAAAACAAUGCAGAGAGUGACAAACAGAUUAACAUGAAGCCAGAUUCAGAGGUGGAGAAGCCAAAUGGAACUAGUGAGACAGCCCAGGGUGCUCAAGGAGGUGCUGAGGAUGGAGAAUUUCAACUGGAGGCUAUGGAGCUACCUCCCUUUGAGAUUAUUGUAGGAGAACGUCUCAACCCGUCAUUCUUCAAGUUCCAGUUUAAAAAUGUGGAGUACUCUUCAGGCCGAAACAAGACCUUCCUAUGCUAUCAAGUGGAUAUAAAGGGUGACGGAGUAGAACCUAAUGGUCUCAAUGGGUACUUGGAGGACGAGCACUCAGGUUCUCAUGCUGAGGAGGCUUUUUUCCAGCAAGUGUUACCUCUAUAUAACAAAUCGCUGCAAUACACAGUCACCUGGUAUAUAUCAUCCAGUCCAUGUGCAUCAUGUGCAAAUAAAUUAGGAGAUAUCCUGCGGGCCCGAAAAACGCUGCGCCUCAACAUUCAUUGUUCCCGCCUCUUCCUGUGGGAGGAGCCUGAAAUACAGGAAGGGCUGAAGGCUUUGGUGAAAGCAGGCUGCAAACUGAGGAUGAUGAGGCCAGUGGACUUCAACUAUGUAUGGUCCACUUUUGUGGAAAAUGAGGAAGACAGUUUUACACCAUGGGAGGACUGUCAAGAGAACUAUGAGUACUACGAUGAGAAGCUGAUCAACAUUUUGCAGUAGGGAAGCACCUCUUAAAGGACAUCAUUUGCCUCUCACGUUACUUGCAUCUUUUAUCUGCUGAAUUAUUGUUUUGUUCUGUCCACUGUCUGUCUAACACAGAACCACAACUAUGUAUCUGAAUUAUCCCUAAAUCUUAAUGGACAGUUUUGAAGUACACGUACCACAUAGCUGUACUUAACCAACACCUUCUACUGAAUGGAUGUUACUCUAUUAUUUACACUUUGGCAAUUGUACUCUAUAUUAAUUAAAUGGAAUCAAAUUGAGACAGCAUUGUUUUACAUUGGAACAUUUCUGAAUGUAUGCAUUGUGAUUUGUCAUUUGAUACUAAACAGAAAUAAUAACUCAUUUUCUAUUCCA